Molecule: messenger RNA, 4665 nt
Organism: Biomphalaria glabrata
Lineage: Eukaryota; Metazoa; Mollusca; Gastropoda; Planorbidae
Product: ubiquitin carboxyl-terminal hydrolase 8-like
Exons: 24
Coding region: 195-3809 (1204 amino acids)
Biological process (GO): protein deubiquitination
Molecular function (GO): protein binding; cysteine-type deubiquitinase activity
Source: RefSeq, a predicted model, not a curated record
GAAGCUCUAGUCUAGCUAUAGAUAAUAGAGUCUACUAGAGUUUUAGACUAUAGAUUUAUAAUAUAUAAAUAUAGAUGUAUAUAAUAAUAAAUAGACUAGACGUCUAGAUAAUACAAAUCUAGUCUAGUAAAAAAUAGUCUUAGUAGAUCGGAAAUUACCUAGAUGUUGGUAAUUCAAAGAUAUAACAGAUCAAAAUGCCUAGUCAGACACUUAAAAAGAAGGAUCUGUAUUUAGGCAAGUGUCUUGGAGAUUUGUCUAAAUUGAGUGAAGUGAAAAUAAACACUGAAAAUGUCACUAUCUUAAUCAAAUCAUUAAAUAGAUUAUUUGAUGAUGCUGCGAGAAAUGAACAAGAAGGUGAUGACGAAAAAGCUUAUGUUUUAUAUCUAAAGUAUUUCAGUCUCCUGAAAAUCAUCAAAACUAAAGCAGACUACAAGAAGCAAAAGGAUUAUUUUGACAAAAUUAUAGGAACAAAAAAUCAGCUUCUUGCUAUUGAAAAAGCUGAGAAACUGUCAGAAAGUUUAAAAGAAAGAUAUGAUUUAAAAGAAGCUGAAGCUGUGGCCAAGAAGUUGUCAGAUGUUGCUGUUGAAAUCAAAGACGAGCCAGCUAUUGUCUCACAAGAGAAAGAGAAUGUAAUACCUAAAGCUGAGGAGAAGUCAGCUGAGACUCCAGGCUUAAUUAUGCCCAUGAAAUUGUGUGAACUUCUUCGAGAUAGCAACACUAAAGUGACUGUGAUAGAUGUGAGGUCAGAAAAGGAUUUCAGCCAGUCACACAUCUCUUUCACAGAAUGUAUCAAUGUACCUGAAGAUAUUCUUGCACCAGGUUCAACAGUUUCACAUAUUCAGUCCAAAUUGCCAACAAAUUCAAGAUCAUUAUGGGCACAAAGAGGACAUGCUGAUUUCAUAAUACUUUUAGACUGGAAAUCUACUCUCACUGAUGUCUUAGUGGGUACUCCUUUAAGAACACUUAAAGAUGCCCUGUACAAGUUUGACACAAGUACCAUCAUCAAGUCUGAGCCUCUGAUACUUCAAGGGGGCUAUGAGAACUGGUUGCUGUUAUAUCCCACAAUGAGCACCAACCCACACAUCAUGAAACCAAGUGAUGCUGCCAGAGUCAACCCACCAUCUCCCACAAUGACUUUGGACUUUGACUACCCAGAUUUUGAUGACAAUUUGCAACCCAAAGUUUCAUCUGCCAAUCAGGGACCUUCCAAUGAGUCUAUGGUCUCAAAUGAUAUGUCACCUGCAUUAUCUACUUACUCAUCUUUGCCAAAAGUGGAUCGUAGUCUAAAGCCAUCCACCUCAAAAGAUAAUUUGAUUUCCUCAAAGCCUAAUAAUAGCACAAGUGGACAAGUAAUAAGCUUAAACAACAUCAUUAACAAUGUUGAGUCUAUUCCCAAUCCAAACAUCUUAGGACACUUAAAGAACACAAAUAUAACCAACGAUAGCUUGGCAGUGAAUGAGCCCAAAUCAAUUAAUUUAUCCAUAAAGAACAACCUGGCAUCAGACUUGUCAGCUAGUGUUGAGAAUAGAGAGGAAAAAGAAAAUGAGCUCAAAAACCUGCAGCAGACCAAAGCAGCUUUUUUAAUGGAACAUCAGGAGAAAGUAAAGGCACUAGAACAGAAACUCUUGGACCUUGACAAGAUUAAGAAGAAAGAAGAAAAAGAUGUAGCAGAUCUCAUGAGAUUGAAGAAGAAAAUGAAGGAAGAUUUGGAUAAAGAAAAACAAAGACAAGAUCAGGAAAUAAAGUCUUAUGAGAAAGAGGAAAAAAUUAAAUUAUUAGCCCUUGAAAUGGCAAAGAAGGAAGAAGACGAAAAGAAACGUAGACUGGAAGAAGUUGAAAAACUUCGUCAAGACAGAAAAAAAGAUGAAAAGCUAAAAGAAUUAGAAAAGAGAUUCGAAAAACAGGAAGAGGAAAGGAAAAGACUUGCAGCAGAAGCUCUCCGGCUAAAGGAAGAGGAGGAAGAAGAACUAAGGUUUGAAAAGUUAAUGCAAGAAGAGAAAAGAAUAAAGGAGUUGGAGCAGAGGAAAGAAUUUGAGAAAAAACUAGAAGAGGAGCGGAAAAUAAAUCAAGAAAAAUUAAAGGAGAUGGAAGAAAUGAAGAGAGCUCAGAUGGAAGCUGAAAAGUUCAAACAGGAAGAAGAAAGAAAAGCCAGAGAGAGAGCAGCUUUGGAGAAAAAAACACAAGAAGAACAAAGAGAGAAAGAGGCUGCAAAUGAAAAGGCUUUAAAAGAAAGACAGAUGUUAGAGCAAGCAGAAAGGAUUCAAAGAGAGAAAGAGGCUGCUAAUGAAAAAGCCAUUAGAGAAAAACAGAUGAUUGAGCAGGCAGAAAGGAUCAAAAGAGAGAGGGAGGCUGCUGCCAAAAAGUUGGAAGAAGUAGAAAGAAUACAAAAGCAAAUUAUUGCUAAAGUAGAGGCUCCAGCUUCAAAAGCCAUUCCCUCCACCAACUUGCCUGUUGGUUGGGAGAAGAGACUUGACCGCACCACAAACACAUAUUACUACAUUGACCAUAACAAGGGACUAACUCAGUGGACCCCUCCAGCUACUGUUGGUACAAAAACAAUAGUCAAAUUGAAAGAUGAACCCAAUGUGUCCAGUUCUUUGGGACUAAGUAGGUCGUUCUCAUCACCAAAUAUUAAAAAGCAGUUGGAGGAUGAAGAAGCACUGAGGCAGUCUUUGCCAACCAUCAACCGGGGCAAUAAGCCAAGAUUUGAACACAAGUCCUUGCCUCCAAGAAGUGCUUACUCAAUUAGAAAAAGGGAUUUGAAUCCUGUUUAUGGCAAUGUGGGACCUGCACUAACUGGCCUGAAAAAUCUAGGCAACACCUGCUACAUGAACUCAACUAUUCAAUGUCUCAACAACACCUCUCCUCUCAUUAGAUAUUUUUUAGAUGACAGUUAUCUCUAUGACAUUAACAGAGAAAGUUCACAAGGAAUGCAAGGUGAAGUGGUUGAUGAGUUUGCUGUGGUUGUCAAGGCUCUGUGGUCAGGAGACUACCGCUCCAUAACACCUCGAGAUCUUAAGAAUACAAUUUCCAAGUACUAUUCUGCAUUUGCUGGAUUUCAACAGCAAGAUUCACAAGAAUUUUUGACCUUUCUACUUGAUGGCUUACAUGAAGGUUUGAAUGAGGUUAGAAAUGCCCCAGAAAUUCCUGAACAAAACAAUGAACAGUUGAAUGAUUUUGAUGCUGCACAUUUAGCUUGGAAACAUCACAAGUUACUGAACAAAUCAAUUAUAGUAGAACUAUUUCAGGGACAAUUAAAAUCUACACUGAUGUGUCGAACUUGUGGUAAAAAAUCUGUGACAUUCCAAGUUUUUAUGUCUCUUUCACUUCCCAUACCAGCUUCAUCAAGGUGUUCUCUCAUGGAUUGCUUGAAAGAAUUUUUAAAGCCAGAGAUCUUGACAGGAAGUAGUAAAUGGAAAUGUCCUUCUUGUCGUGUUGAAAGGGAAGCUGAGAAAAAAAUUGACCUUUGGAAACUCCCACCCAUUCUGUUGAUUGGUCUUAACAGAUUUUACGUUGAUGGGAUGUGGCAGAAAAAAACUACUUUUGUUGAUUUUCCUGUGAAUGACCAUGACUUCUCUCAGGUUGUUAUUGGCCCUCCAACUCGACAGCGUUACAAUCUUUAUGGAGUAUCAAAUCAUUUUGGCACAAUGGAAGGUGGACACUAUACUGCCUUCUGCAAAAAUCCUGUGAAUAAAAAAUGGUACAAAUUUGAUGACCAAGAUGUGUAUGAGAUGUCUAGUUCUGAUGUGAAGAGCCCUGCAGCAUUUGUACUUUAUUACACUUCAAUGGACAUGCCAAUCCCAGUCUAAAGACACAUUUAUAGAUGUCUGAUUGAAGACAUCAAACAGUCAGUGUGACAAACUGUCAUCCAAGUUGGAGAGCUUUUUAGUUUUUUCAGCAAGGAUGUUAAUAUGUACAUCUCUACCCAGACCAAUGCUGUACAAAUAAUAAUUUUAAACAAUAUAUUUUGACAUGUUUAAUUACCGGUAUACUAUUUGUUAAAAGAAGCAUCAGGCAAGGUUUUAAUAUUCCUGGUACUGGGUUAUGAUUUACAUAAUUUUUAAUUUUAAAUCUGUAAAUUGAUUGUGAUGUACAAAUUGUAUGUAAUUAACAUAUUUUACUGUAACUAUUGCCUUGAAGUAAUUCAAAUUAAAAAAAAAAUUCCCUGUAAAAAGUCAUUAACUUAUAAGUGCCAUUAUAUAUAGUGGACUGAACAAGAUAUAAAACAGUGUGAUUCAUUCUUGUUAUUUGUUGUGGACUAUGUGAUAUAUAUAUAUAAUUGUAAAUAUUUCUUAACUUCUAAGUAUAUUGCACACAAAAUGUGUUUCCUUUGCUACAUUUCUAGUCAAAUCAAAUUGGUGUGCCAGACAUCAGCAUGUUGAUCCUUUAAAUGUUGAGAAGUGAAGACUAUGUUAGUAAACAACUAGUUGCUAUAUGCUUUUCUCGAGCUUGAAUUGUUUACAUUACCAGUAAAUGACCAAUUCUUUUUCAAAACUAUAUGUCAGACAAUUAUCACCAAUAUGUUUAACUAUCUUUGUUUAACACUCUCUUAAAGAUUAUUCUUAUUUCUUAUGACAUGACCACUACAAGAUGCAAAUUUAAAAAUUUCACAAUUACAAAAGAUAUAAAUAAAAAUUACAUUAAAAUCUUGAAUUAAUCCAUCAA